This is a messenger RNA of Rhineura floridana, 7898 nucleotides long. It is a transcript of the gene NADK2, whose product is annotated as NAD kinase 2, mitochondrial. Gene Ontology annotation, molecular function: NAD+ kinase activity. The record is from RefSeq and is a predicted model, not a curated record. The coding region runs from base 298 to 1779 and encodes 493 amino acids. NCBI's taxonomy places the organism in Eukaryota, Metazoa, Chordata, Lepidosauria, Squamata, Rhineuridae. The transcript has 12 exons. Gene Ontology annotation, biological process: NAD+ metabolic process; NADP+ biosynthetic process. Gene Ontology annotation, cellular component: mitochondrion.
CGCGACGCCUGCGCAGGGCGUCCCUGGCCGUCCCUCACACCCUCCUCGGCCACUUCCAACCCGACCCCUUUCCCUUAGGGCGGCGGCGGGGUUGGAGCAGUCUAGGUGGUGUGCGUCAAACGGCGCGCGUGGGUGUGUGCGUGCGCGUGUGUUGCUUUUCGCUUUUCGAGCGCGAGCCGCGCCGUUGUAGCGCAAAAGCUGAGGGAAAGUCGCCGUUCCGUUCCUUUGCCUUCCUCACUUCGUCGCCUCUGGCUGUGGGCGGCGGCGGCUCCUGGAGGACACCCCCGAGCCCGGGCUAUGACCUGCCUCCCGACCUACUUGAGUGGCGGCGGCAGCAGCAGCAGUCCUUACGGCGCCCUUCGCGCCUUGCUCAAAUCUUCGCGGCGGCACCAUCCGCCCCCACCGCAACGGCACCUCACCUUAACGCCCAGCUCCGUCCGCCUGGCCGAGUCGGUGGUACCCUCCGACGGGCUGCCUCCGCCUUCUUCGGCGCUGGCGGGGCGCGGGUCUUCGCUGCCCCCUUCUCUCCCUUCUUCCUCACAGCGGUGCCUCAGCUCGGACGUUUCCUCAGAGCUCCCUUCAAGGGUCGACGGCGGGUUCCGCCCCGCCCGGGUAGUGGUGGUGGCCAAGACGACCCGUUACGAGUUCGAGCAGCAGCGGUACCGGUACGCGGGGCUCUCGGAGGAGGACCUCAAGCAGCUGCUUGCAUUAAAAGGCUCUAAUUACAGUGGUCUACUAGAGCGACAUCGGAUUCAUACAAAAAAUGUGGAGCAUGUUGUUGAUAGUUUAAGGAAGGAGAACAUUGAAGUCCGACUUGUGAAACGCAGAGAAUAUGAUGAAGAGACAGUUCGGUGGGCAGAUGCUGUUGUAGCUGCAGGAGGUGAUGGCACAAUGCUUUUGGCAGCCAGUAAGGUGUUGGACCUAUUAAAACCAGUUAUUGGAAUAAACACAGACCCAGAUAGAUCUGAAGGCCACUUGUGUUUACCUGUACGAUAUACACACUCAUUCCCAGAUGCUCUACAGAAACUCUAUCGUGGUGAGUUCAGAUGGCAGUGGCGGCAACGAAUCCGGUUAUAUCUUGAAGGGACUGGCAUUAACCCUGUUCCUGUUGACUUGCAUGAACAGCAGUUGAGUCAAGAACAGCAUAGCAGGGCCCAUGUUAAUGGAAGAUUUGAGGAUCAAAGAGCUCAAAUAUCUGGACCACACCUCUUGCCAGUGAGAUCAUUAAAUGAAGUGUUUAUUGGAGAGUCUCUCUCAUCCAGGGUGAACUAUAAAUCCUGCAAACCCAGUUUUAAAUUCUCCCUUCAUAGGGCCUCUUACUAUGAAAUAUCAGUUGAUGAUGGUCCAUGGGAGAAACAAAAGAGUUCAGGUCUCAACAUAUGCACUGGAACAGGAUCAAAAGCUUGGUCUUUUAACAUCAACAAAGUAGCAAAUCAGGCUGUGGAAGAAAUCCUUAAGAUUGCUAAAAGUUAUGAGAACUUAACUCUUCCAUUGAACAAGGAACUAAUACAGAAAGUAACAAACAGAUAUAAUGAAUCACUACUGUAUAGCCCAGAGGAACCCAAGAUGUUUUUCAGCAUACGAGAACCUAUUUCAAACCGUGUUUUUUCAAGUAGUCGACAACGAGGCUUUGCAUCAAAAGUUUGUAUCCGCUCUCGUUGUUGGGAUGCCUGUAUGGUCGUAGAUGGAGGAACUUCAUUUGAAUUUAAUGAUGGAGCAAUAGCAUCAAUAUUGAUCAAUACAGAAGAUGCUCUGCGUACUGUUUUGCUAGAAGAAUGAAGAAAUGGUUGGAACUACUCUCAGUACCAAGAAAGGAUGCUGCUUCAUUUCAGAUGUGAAAUUUGUUCUUUCAUAUGGACAGGGAAACAAAGAUUGAAAUAGCUUUUCAUUCCGUUUGGAUGGGUAAUUCUUGGAAAACCAAUGUUUGUCAAGCCAACAAAAUUGUGACUCUUCGGAAUUGUCAUGAAUCUGGCUGGCAGGCUGGUUUUAAAAUGGAAGGCAGGGGUUGAAACAAAUUGGUAUUAAUAAACUGUACAGUUCUGUAGUAACAGGCUAGUACUGAUUCAGCAAAAUGCACUGAAUUCUUCCUAUAUGCUUCAUCAGUUUCUAAAAGCAAAUUAUUUAAAAUUAAUUCAGCUAAAAGUUAGGUCAGUGUUUGAAUUUAUUUACCAAACAAUUGUAAGUAACCCUUUUGUAUACACCCAGAAAUUUACUUUUCUAAUUUGACAUAAUGUUUGAUUGAAAUGGUCUUCAUCGCUCUAGUUUUUCUACAGUUCAGUACCUCAGACACAGCAUUUCGUGUCUAAACUUUUUUCCCCAGUUUGAUGUGGUGCCUGUGUUCCGUAGCAGGAGCAGGGAACCUAUGGCCUUCCAGAUGUUGCUGGGCUCAGCUUCCAUCAUCCAUGACCAUUGGCCAGACUGGCUGGCACUGAUGGGAAAUGGAAUCCAGCAUCACAAAGAGGGCCACAGGUUCUCCACCUCUGUUGUUUAGCAAGAGUGGAACUCACUUGAGGUUAUCGCCACUUCCUAGUUACCUAUUGACAAUGUAGCUUUCAUAUUGGUUUCAGCUGGCUUUUGAAAUAUGAAAAUGGAGAUGGACUGCCUUCAAGUUGAUUCUGACUUAUGGCAACCCUAUGAACAGGGUUUUCAUGGUCAGCAGUAUUCAGAGGGGGUUUACCAUUGCCUUUCUCUGAGGCUGAGAGGCAGUGACUGGCCCAAGGUCACCCAGUGAGCUUCAGGCUAUGGUGAAUCCCCCGUCCCUCCAAAAAAGUGUGUGGUAAUGAUUUUAGGCAAGAGGUCAUGCACUGACUGGGUUCCUGGUUGGACCUCUUAGUUGUGACUUAGGAGUAGACCAGAAGGGAGAAGUCCCCCUCCCCCAUGGUCCAUAUGAAGCUCUGCUUCUAGAGACCAGCCAGUGCUGCUGAUUGGUUGGGGGGAGAGCACAAGUAAUGGCACAGCUGAGUGAUGGACCAGAUUACAAAGCCACCCAGCCAUGUCAGAAGGAUGCUUUCCUACCACCCCUCCCCCCCACAACAGGCAUAAAAAGGUGCCUUGAUAAGCAGUGACCCAGGGCUAAUUAGUGAAAGUACAUUAUAUGAUUCCAGUGUGUGUAAGCCAAUGCAUAUUUUAUUAAAUGGGUACAAUGGAAAAAUAAUCUCCACUUGUAAAGUGAGGAGAAGUACUCAUAUUUUUCAAUGAGGCCUGUAUUGAAUGUUGUUUUUCAAAGGCAUAUGAAUGUGACCAAUUUGAGCAAAUUUCACAGUGCUUGAACUUGUUUUUUUUGCUAUAUAGAUAUAACAAAUCAGAACUGUGACUUACAGCCAACUACUCUCCAUUGUUUCAUUGAACUAGCUAUAUUACUCUCUUUGGGAAAAUGGUAUUCGGUAGUGUAUUGAUUGACAUAACUUAAACCCAGGCACAAUGCAGGUUGUGAGUGUACUGCCAAAUACAUUCACUGUUUACAUUUGAAAUAAUGGUAAUGAACCCUCAGUGUCAGUCAACUAAAUUAUUAACUUAUAGGUAUUUGUAAGCUUGGUGGGUAUAGGGUGAGUUCAGUGUAACUUACUUCCAAGAAAAUAAAUUUAAAAUGAGGAAGAAAAACACAAGAGUAUGAUCAUUUGAAAUGAAGAUGUGAAAUUAGUCCAGUGGGAUUGCAACUCUGUUUUAUGAACUGCUCAAUCUAAAAUUUUAAAUUUCUAAACUUGGAACAUAAUCAACUUAUAUCAUGGGGCUAGAGAAAUUCUGAUAAGCCUCGAUAGAGCCCUCCUCUACUUAAAUAUGCAUUUUCAGGUCCCACCCUAUUCCUGUGUCUGUGGUUUUAAUGUUGAAUGGACCAUUGGUCUCACCUGAAGGGUGAUUUUCCUAUGAGUACGGACAUCACAGCGGGUGUUAGCUCCACCUAUCGUGCGAAGGCAAGAAUGUCUUUGAAGUCAAGACUAGGGGCGUCAGGCCCCUCCCACUCUCCAGUUCAUUCGCAGCGAGUCUAAGGAGAAAUAUCUAAAAAUACAAGAACAAGGCCAACAGGCCUGGCAGCAGGAAAAUAACACAAUAGUACCAUGCAUAGUAACAUGACUGCAACAUAGCGGUAUAACAGAACUAGAAGUCUUGACUUCACUCUUAAAUUUAAAUAUAAUAGCGUAACAGUAAUAUAUAACACAUUAGAAAAUAUAUAGUCAUCCUCCAACUGGGAGGGUCGUGAUGUCCGUACUCAUAGGAAAAUCACCCUUCAGGUGAGACCAAUGGUCCAUUUUCCCUAUGAGUCCGGCCAUCACAGCGGGAUGUACCACAGCAGCCCAUACAGGGAGGGACCACCCACGUGUUAAUCCUCAUUAAGAACCUGUUGCAACACUCGUCUGCCAAAAGAUGCGUCAGCAGAGGCAUAACGAUCAAUUUUAUAAUGCCUUAUAAACGAGUGUGGAGAAGACCAGACUGCAGCCCUACAAAUAUCGGCAACAGGAGCAUUAGUGGCAAAAGCAGCCGAAGUGGCAGCUGACCUGGUAGAAUGAGCCGUUAUACUAGCUGGAACUGACAGCUUCAGGGACUCAUAUGCUAAAGUAAUACAUGCCCUUAACCAACGGGAUAAGGUAGAAUUGGAUACUUUAUGCCCCAUAGACCUUGGAUGAAAGGAUACAAACAGAGACUCCGUUCGUCGAAUCUCUUGGGUCCUAGACAGGUAGGUCUUGAGAGCCCUCCGGACAUCUAACGAAUGCCAAGCCUUUUCGAGAGGAUGGGAAGGAUUCGGGCAAAAGGAAGGCAAAACAAUGUCCUGGUUGCAAUGAAAAACUGAAUCGACCUUGGGACGGAAGGAUCAGUCUUCAGCACAACAGAGUCCUUAUGGAAGACGCAGAGGUGUCGAGCAGAAGACAAUGUGCCCAACUCUGAAACACGUCUGGCAGAUGUGAUUGCGAUCAGAAACAAGACCUUGAAGGACAGUAUACGUAGGGGCACAGUCCUGAUGGGUUCAAACGGAGGGCGUUGCAAAGCCUGCAGAACUUUUGGCAAACUCCAUGAGGGGAACCGAUGGACAACAGCCGGACAGCGUAGGGCGACUCCCUCAAAAAGCGUUUGAUGAACGGAUGUGAGGAAAUAUGAUCUCCAGGAGAGGACACUGAGAGAAUGGACGACAGAGUGGACGCAUGUCGACGUAGAGUGUUGGGUUGAAGUCCCAUCAUAAAGCCGCUAUGGAGAAAUUGCAGCACCUGAUGCACAGUGGCCUGGGAUGGAUCAUGGUGGUGGGACUGACACCACUUGGAGAAAGCCACCCAGGUAUGUUGAUAAAUACGAGUGGUAGAUGGUCUUCUCGAGGCCAACAUAAUAUCAAUCACAGCGUCAGACAGUCCAGCUGACUUCAAAUGUCCCCGUUCAAACGCCACGCUGUUAGAUUGAGCCAAGUAGGGUCCUGGUGCAGUACUGGACCCUGGGAUAGGAGGUCUGGCCUGACUGGAAGUGUCCAAGGAUCCAUCAUUGACAUUGCCAGAAGAUCUGAAAACCAAAAUGGUGCUAUCAGAACCAGCUGUGCCCUCUCAGUUCGCGCCUUCCUGAAGGUUUUGGCUAACAAAGGUAUGGGAGAAAAGGCGUACAACAGACCGUCUGGCCACGGUGUUGUCAGAGCAUCCACUGCUUCUGCUGUUGAGUCCAGGUAUCGGGCAAAGUACCUGGGAAGCUGGCAAUUGCGACUGGAAGCAAACAGGUCGACUGAGAGGGCGCCAAACCGACAUUGGAGACGAUGGAAAAUGGCUGGAUGAAGUUUCCAUUCUCCUGGAAAUACCUGUUGUCUGCUGAGCCAGUCUGCUGUCACAUUCCAAAUCCCUCUGAGAUGUUCUGCUUUCAGGGAUUGUAGAUGUUGUUCGAAAACGGACCGGUAAGGGAAGGUCCCCCCCAACAAUUCUCCAGGAGACACGACGGAUUAAAGACAAGACAGAGGGGAGGGAGAAGUGGAAUUACAGAUAACAAUCUCCACACACACACAAGUAGACACAAGAAAACUUAGCUAAGCUACGCUAGCUGAGAACUUGCUCGUACGAAGGCAAGAAUGAACUGGAGAGUGGGAGGGGCCUGACGCCCCUAGUCUUGACUUCAAAGACAUUCUUGCCUUCGCACGAUAGGUGGAGCUAACACCCGCUGUGAUGGCCGGACUCAUAGGGAAAAUUUUAAAUUGUUGUAACCUGCAUUGAGACCAGCUGGUGGAGGGCAAGUAAUUUAAUAAUAUGCACAAACCUUGUGUUUCCCAAAUGUUGUUUUGCUGCCAAUACGCAAAUAGGGAAGGAAUGGGGAAACAGGGCUGAGUUGGGCUCACUGGGGAUUUGGUACCCUUGAUGCAAGUAGAUCAUGCCCUUAAAAUGAAAUGCUACAUUAACGUCAACCGUGCCAAAAUUAUGAAGAGUUAAAAGUGUUUCAUAUAAAGAAAAGUACUUAGGCAAAACAUUUAUCUUUAUAAAGUUGUGAACAUGGCAAAUGGUUUCUCAAACCUAUUGCCCAAAAAGCCAUAGCUUGUGUGUACAGACCUUUCUCUCAUGUCAGCCAUAGUCUAAUUGUAAUGCAGUCCUUAAAGGAAAAAGACUAAUCAAUAGUUGUCCUUUGAGGUGAUCUGAAGUGUGGAUUUGCACAGAUAACAAAAUAUUAUUUCACAUAUUAAAUGUUCUUGGGUGCCCUCUACUGAUCUUGAUUUGUCACAGGUGAACAUUGUACUACACUUUUUUGAGUGUUCACGUCAAACAUUUUAUCAAACCGUGAGGGGAUUUUUGAGCAUUUGUUGUAAACUUAAGCCCACAUUAUCAGUUGCUCCCACCUUCCUUUCAGCCAGCCCUCCCUAAGCCAAACACCACCCUACUUUGGGGAAGAGGGAUUGCACCCAUUGGAAAGUUCUUAUGGACACAAGAGUCUCUAUGGGGCCUGUCUUUGGUGGGAAAUGCUUGGAGUCAUGAUGAUUUUAUGUGUCUAUGGCAGUGCUUUCUGGCUUGGGGGGGGGGUCUGCAUUGUAUGAGAACAUCAUAGCAGACUCAAAUCAGGCCUACAUAUUUAAGGGUAUGUGUGUCGUAUUUCAAGCCUCCCUAGUUAAUGAUGUGCCCUAACCCUGGUCUUGAUAUACAACUAUUAGCAUUCAUUGCUGCUUCUGGUUUUAGGGAACUAAAACUUAGGGUAAAAGCAAAACUUAGAAAGAGUUGGGGGGUGCUAAUUUGAUUGGGGAUUGUUUUAACCUUUUUAUCCCUAGACCAUUUUGUCAAACUAACUUAUGCUAGACUCAUCCUCCAAAUUGCUUGUUUGUGGAGACACUCUUUUUGUGAUGGUCCAAUGACUAGAUACAACAAAUCUGCAUCCAAAUAAUGAGGAAAAUAGAUUAUGGUACAUUCUUCUCUGCCCCCCCCUUUUCCUGCAGAGUAAGUAGGGAUUUGUGGUAGCUGAUGUAGCUUGUGAAAGCAGUGGGGGUGGGGGAGUUAGGCCUUCCCCUCUUGGGCUGCUCUAAUUAGCAUCUCCCCCUUACCCUUGGGUACAUUUAAUGAUUUUAAAAAUGCACAUACAAAAAAAAACAGUUGAGAGAUCAAUCAUAGGUGCUUCGGCUCUGAUAAGAACAAAGGUGAAGAAUGUAAAAACCAAGACAAUCUUUAGAAAGACAGUUCAAUCUAUUUAAAGAAUUUAUAUUUAAAUAAUUGUUUUGUGCUAAAGGGGCUGAUAAGCCAAACUUAUAUGUGGAGUGUGUGCAAAUAUCAAAGUCAACAUAAUGUAACUAUAUGCCCUCCUCCUAAAAUGGUUUUAUUCUAGCAUCCUGGACUAAAGUGUUCCUAUUAAUAUUUUAACCAGGAUUUUUCAUUUUACUAAAAAGGCAUUGAGAUUUGGCUUUACUGAGAAAUGUAUGGUGUGGUUAGUAAUUAAUGUAAUAAAGGUGAGUUUGUGUUUUGGAA